UUUUCAGGAAGUAAGAGCCUGGGCAGAAAGUGAACCAGGUGAGAAGCAGGAAGGUAAGAAGCACCGACUCACAGACAAUAAUCAUACUCAGCUACAGAGAAAGUAUUCAGAAUUGGCAGAACAGAAUGUAAGAGAUAAAAACUUUUUACAAAAAAUGGGACCUCCUUUGAGGCUGCAUGAACUGAUUCGAGCCAUCCGUAGUGUUAAGACACAAAACGAAGAGAGAGAAGUGAUCCAGAGAGAGUGUGCAGAGAUCCGCUCUUCUUUUCGAGAUGAGGACUCCAUGUAUCGUGGACGAAGCGUGGCUAAACUGCUGUACAUGCACAUGCUGGGGUAUCCAGCACACUUUGGACAGAUGGAGUGUUUGAAACUGAUCGCCUCCCCCAAAUUUACUGACAAACGAAUUGGAUACCUUGGUGCAAUGAUGUUGCUUGAUGAAAGGCAAGAUGCUCAUCUACUGAUAACCAAUAGCAUGAAGAGGGACCUAGAACAUAGCUCCUCUGUAGUGCAAGGCUUGGCACUGUGCACAUUGGCCUGCAUGGGAUCAACUGAGAUGUGUCGGGAUCUAGCUGGAGAAGUGGAGCAUCUUUUAAAAACAUCAAAUUCCCAUGUCAAGAAAAAGGCUGUCCUCUGUGCUGUGCACAUUAUCCGGAAGGUCCCUGAGUUGGUGGAAAUGUUUAUCCCAGCCGCUGAGGAACUGCUGGCAGAAAAGAGGCAUGGUGUAUUGUACGGAGCUGUACUUCUGGUUACAGAGAUCUGCCAAAGGAAUCCUGAAGGCUGUAAACGCUUUCGCAAGAUUCUCCCACUACUCCUACAAAAAUUAAGGCAGGUCAUGUCCGGUUAUUCUCCAGAGCAUGCUGUGGCAGGCAUCACUGACCCUUUUUUACAGGUGAGACUCCUGCGACUAUUUCGAGUGUUAGGACAGAAUAAUGAGAGUGUCUGUGAUGCAAUGAGUGAUCUGCUUGCUCAGGUGUCCACAUGCACAGAAACCCAGUCUAACGCAGGCAACGCUGUUCUGUAUGAAACUGUCCUUACUAUAGUAGAAACCAAAUCUGCAAGUGGUCUAAGGGUUCUUGCUGUUAACAUACUUGGACGUUUUCUGCUAAGCAACGAUAAGAACAUUAGAUAUGUUGCCCUCACAUCCCUCCAACGCUUAGUACAGUCUGAUCAUGCGGCAGUACAGAGACAUCGGGGUACAAUUGUAGAAUGCCUCAGACAGACGGAUGCAUCUGUUAACAAGAGGGCUCUGGAGCUGAGCUUUGCACUUGUGAAUGAUUUAAACAUCCGAGUAAUGAUGAAAGAGCUUCAGAAGUUUCUGCGGAAUUGCUCACCAGAGCUGAAGGAACAGUGCACAUCUGGAAUCUUCCUCUGUGCUGAGAAGUUCUCUCCUUCGAAGCGCUGGCACAUAGAUACUAUAAUGGAGACACUAAUUACAGCUGGCGAGAGCGUUCGCGAUGAUGCUGUCUCACACCUUAUCCAGCUGAUCAUCGGAUCCUCAGAGCUUCAUGGCUACAUAGUUCAAAGGCUUUACAAAUCAAUUAGGAAUGACAUUGUCCAGCAACCAUUAGUUCAGGUGGCCUCAUGGUGCAUUGGAGAAUAUGGAGAUCUCCUACUGCAUGGAGUUUGUGACGAGGAGGAACCUUUACAUGUAACAGAAGAUGAUGUUCUCGAUGUUCUUGAAGGAGUACUACAGUCCCACAUUUCCCAACCAAGUACGCGAGCGUAUACACUGACUGCAAUCAUGAAGCUGAGCACACGCUUUCAAAUUAGUGUGAACCGCAUACGUCGUGUGGUGUCUAUAUAUGGCUGCUGCCAUGAUGUGGAAUUACAACAGAGAGCUGUAGAAUACAACGCGUUGUUUAAGAAAUAUGAUCACAUGAGGGGUGCUAUCCUGGAGAAGAUGCCAUUACCAGAAAAGUCUAAUACAGGGAUUGGUGAAAGUAUUAUUGCUGAAAAUAAAGACAUAGUUGAGAAUCCUCCAGAAAAUAAUCUAUCCUCCAACGGACCAGCAAGUCAUGUUACUGAUCUCUUAGGAUUGUUGGAAAACAGCACAGAAAAUCUGCUGACACCUGCAAUUGUGGCAACAUCAACUGUAAACCAAAAUGAUUCUAGUGGGGGCAGCUUGUUGGAUCUCCUGGAUGAAACCCCAACCCCAACCCCAGCACCUCUGCCUUCAAUCGAGGUAUAUAAUAAUGGAAGCCUCCAAGUGGAAUUUUCAUUCCUGCGCCCAUCAGCUAGUCCUUCCCUUCUAAUCAUCAACUCGCGUGCCAUCAACAACUCUUCUACCAACAUUACUGACUUCCUGUUACAGGCAGCAGUGCCCAAGAGUGUUCAGCUCCAGCUUCAAGCUCCCAGUGGUAAUUUACUUGCAGCUUUUGGUGAAGGAUCAGUUACACAGUCCAUUCGUUUAUUGAACCCCCAAAAGGUUCCUAUCCGAAUGCGCCUGCGUUUGUCAUUUACACACAAUGGAAAUCCAAUGCUGGAAGUAUGCGAAGUCAACAACUUUCCUGAAGGGACGUGGCAGUAACUUAAAGCACAAUGGGAUUUUUUGGGUUAAAAAGAAAAAGACACUUAGAUGAAGGUGACAGCAAUGUCAAAGAAUGUUUUGCUAAAAGAACAAAUUAGUGUGCUGCAUUUUCAGAUUUGGUAGAACUAAAUAUAUAUUUAUUUUGGGUGUGACACACAGCCAGAAGCACAUUCAAUAUCUCACACUGAGCAGCCCUGAUCUGGGAAUGUGUUCAAGCUUGGGUACUUGUAAUAAAAUGUUAUUGUUUUCCUAGC
Rana temporaria (common frog) is the source of this 2781-nucleotide messenger RNA. It is a transcript of the gene AP1G2, whose product is annotated as adaptor related protein complex 1 subunit gamma 2. Gene Ontology annotation, cellular component: membrane coat; Golgi apparatus; AP-1 adaptor complex. Lineage: Eukaryota; Metazoa; Chordata; Amphibia; Anura; Ranidae. The record is from RefSeq and is a predicted model, not a curated record. Gene Ontology annotation, biological process: intracellular protein transport; receptor-mediated endocytosis; Golgi to vacuole transport. The coding region runs from base 155 to 2527 and encodes 790 amino acids. The transcript has 22 exons. Gene Ontology annotation, molecular function: clathrin-cargo adaptor activity.